AUAUAAGAAGGUGGAAGGAAUAAACCUGAUGCAAAAAAAUUAAGAUACAUAGUUAAAUCAUAAAAAAAUAAAUAGAACUCAAUAUUUUAUUCUUAAAAAUUAGCCAAAACUAAGAUAUCGCUUUAAAAAUAGGUCUUAAAAAUAAACUAAGAAGAAAGAGCAACCUUAAUAGGUGCAAAAAAUUGAAUCCAUGAAGAAUAAAUUUGUCUAUUUUGAGUGUGAUAUUGAUGGGCAUGAGAGUAAUCUUCUAAACCAAGUUUGCAUUGACACAUAAUGUAAAAAUAGGGGCCUUAUUUGUCUCUUUUGCUAAUAUCAUAGUCAUAAAGGGCAUGAGAUACGUCCUUUGAAAAUAUUUUUGAAUGAGUACUAAGCUAAUUAUAAAAAGUUUGAGGAAAAUGAGAAUGUUUCAGCUGAAAAAGAUAACAAAGCUAUUGUGGAAUCUUAUUAAGGUAUUCACGAAUGUAUAAGCGUUUUUCAGGGUAUUAUUAAUGAAUAAAUCGACAAGCUAAAAGAUGAUUUGUAGAAUUAGAUUUAAAUUAAAAAAAGACUUCUUUUAGAUACAUCAUUGGGUGAUGGAAGUAUGACAUUUCAAAAAGCUCUAUCUAAUAUUUUAGAAAAUGAAUGUGUAAGCGCUGAAGAAUAAAUUCAGUGCAUAUCUGUGCUAGUAAGCAAAGUUAAUUCAGUUAACAUGGCCAUAGAAUUUAAAGGGAAAAAGCAAAUUUAAAAUUAAAAGGAAAUAAAAUAUAAAAUUUAGGAAAUUGAACAGUCCAAAAAUAAAAUAGCAGUAUGCAUGAGUAGAAUCACUGAUGAGCUCACUGUGAUUACAAAAUAAGUUUCCGAUUUAGUAUUUGAUAGCAUUGAAAUAUAGCAGUAGUUAGAAAAAGGUUAAAUUAAACUACCAUCCCCCGCAAAGCCUAUUGAGUAGACGAGAUCUGUUUUAAAGGCCGUACCAUAAAAAAUAUCAAAUAACAAAAAAUAAAUGGAAAAGAUGUUUAAAGGUAAUAUGGCGGAUGUCAAAUUAGAAAAUGAUUCUUCGACGAUGGAUGACCUUUUCAGUAGUUAAUGGAAUGAGGAAGCUAGUUAUAAGCAUUCAAAAGGCUCUAUGUUAUAAGACACGAAAGCAAUAUUAAAUGAAGAUACUUAUCAUAAAGAAUAAGAAAAAAUUUCAGCAAAUAAAGGCAUAAGCAGACAAUCAUCUGAAGAAAUUAGUGAUUAUGAAUCUAACUCAGAUAGGAAUAAUGGAAAAAAAAAUGGAAAGAAAAAAGAAGUAGAAAGAUCUAAAAAAGCAGCUAAAAAGAAAGAAAAGAAUGAUAUGAUUGAUGAAAAAGAAGAAUAUUAAGAAAUCAAAAAGAUUUAAGAAAACUUUUAAGUAUAGGAGCAAUAGAACAAUGAUUAGUUCUAUGAUUGUUCUCAAGCAAAAUAAUAAAUGUUUUCAAGUAGUUAUACAUAACAAGAAAUUAAUUUAGAUGUUAAAGUAGGUGUUAAAUUUAAAGCCCAUGAAGGAAUAGCAAAAGAUGUGAUAUUUUUAGAUGAAUAAAGAUUGGCUACUUGUUCUUAUGAUAGAUAGAUUAAAAUUUGGGACAUAGUUGAAAAAAAAUUAAUUGCCACACUUAAGGGUCAUGAAGGUAGAAUCAUGCAAAUCAAAUACUCUAAAAAACACAAACUCAUAGGUAGUGCAGGGAGGGAUAAAUUAGCCAUGCUUUGGCAGGAUAUAGCUUAUUCAUUAUCUCAAAAGCUUAGUGGUCAUAAGGAUAGUAUUAUGUCAAUAGAAUUUAUAGAUGAUAGAGACAUAGUUGUUACAGGAGGAACAGAUAAGCAAAUAAAAAUUUGGUGUGUUUUCAGUGGGAAAUAAGUUUUCAAAGUUGAUAACUGUGUAGAUAUAAUAUAAUAAAUAAAAUAUGAUCCAAUAAAUGAACUUCUUUUUACUGGUGGUCAUCAAUAGUUAACUAUAUAUAUUUUUAAAGAGUUAAAAUCUUUAGAAAAUAUCAAAAAUCAAGACGAAUAUUUAAAGGCACGUAGCCAGAUAUCAGAAGUUACACACUUCUAAGGUCAUGAAGAUACUAUAAAUAUGAUCUAGCCUAUCAAAGUAAAAGGAAUAUAGUAUUUUAUUACAUGCAGUGAUGAUAAAACACUUAAGUUAUGGGAUUUCGAUAAAUUGGAAAUGAUACAACAAAUUAAAGAAGAUACAGAGAUUAGUGCUUUCUGUUUUUUCGAAAAAUUAGGUAUAUUGGUAAUUUCAAUGUGGGGAUAUUUAGGAGGAGGCAGAACAACCUUCUAUGAUUUCUCAGAUUUUACUAAAAUAUAAGAUGUAGAAAGUAUAAAUACUGGUACAACUUCUUUAAAAAUGAAUGAGUACCAAAAUAAAUUAGUUUCUUCUCACGAAAAUGGUGAAAUAUAGCUUUACUAUAUGAAUUAUUGAUUAAUAUUAUUUAAAUUAACUAAAUAUUAUUUUAUCAAAUAAGAAUAAAUCUUUAUAUUAAAAAAUUAACCUUGACUAUUAUUUAUUUCGUUUUUAAAAUUUAGAUUAAAAAAUAUUUAAUCAUACAACCA
Messenger RNA from Tetrahymena thermophila SB210, 2550 nucleotides. Its product is annotated as WD domain, G-beta repeat protein. Gene Ontology annotation, molecular function: protein binding. The transcript is spliced from 5 exons. The record is from RefSeq and is a predicted model, not a curated record. Lineage: Eukaryota; Ciliophora; Oligohymenophorea; Hymenostomatida; Tetrahymenidae.